CUCCCUCCAUUACCACUCCACAUUUUCACGUUCUCCCACACUCUCUCUCUUUCUCUCUCUCUAUCUCUCUCUCAGACUUUCUACUAAACCUGAAAAAAUAAAUCUCAGGUGUUGUUGUCUACGAAUUCGAGCCAAAACCCUUUUUUUUUUUGCAAUCUACGACUAGAUUGAUGGGUGCUUCAGGGAAAUGGGUCAAGUCAAUUAUGGGUCUCAAGAAGCCAGAGAAAAACGAAACUGAAAAGGGUAAUAGUGGGAAAAACAAGAAAUGGAAGCUGUGGAGGAAUCCUUCAGGGGAUUGGAAGGGAAGACAUGGGUCUGAAUCGGUUUCUUACUCUGCAGCUGUUGCAACUGUUCUCAGGGCUCCUCCUAAAGAUUUCAAAGCUGUUAGACAAGAAUGGGCUGCUAUCAGAAUCCAGACUGCUUUUCGUGGUUUCUUGGCGAGAAGAGCGUUGAGGGCGUUGAAAGGGAUAGUGAGGCUACAAGCGUUAGUGAGAGGGAGGCAAGUGAGGAAACAAGCAGCUGUGACACUAAGGUGCAUGCAGGCUCUGGUCAGAGUUCAGGCUCGCGUGAGAGCUCGUCGCGUGAGGAUGACCGUACAGGGACAAGCUGUUCAAAAGCUUUUAGAUGAACACCGAACCAAAUCUGAUCUCUUGAAAGAAGUGGAGGAAGGUUGGUGCGACAGGAAAGGAACGGUGGAUGAUAUUAAGACAAAGCUGCAGCAGAGACAAGAAGGUGCUUUUAAGAGAGAACGCGCUUUGGCUUAUGCUCUUGCUCAAAAGCAAUGGAGGUCAACUACUGCUAGCUCAAACCUUAAGACAAACAGUUCAAUCUCGUAUCUGAAAAGUCAAGAGUUUGAUAAGAAUAGUUGGGGGUGGAGUUGGUUGGAGCGUUGGAUGGCUGCUAGGCCAUGGGAGACUCGACUUAUGGACAACAACACCACCACCACCACGCCUCCUCCUCCUCCUAAACAUUUGAAGUCAUCACCUGAGGUUGUUGAAGUUCGAAGAAACAAUGUGACAACUCGUGUAUCUGCAAAACCUCCUCCUGGUUAUGACUUUAAUGUUAGUCCUGGUUCAUCGUCUCUCUGCACUUCAACCACACCUGCUUCUGGAACCACCGGCCUUGUUUCAGAGAAUUCUAGCAAGAACAAGCCGAGUUACAUGAGUAUGACUGAAUCGACAAAGGCUAAGCGGAGGAGUAACCAUGUUAUCAGGCAGUCCAUGGAUGAGUUUCAGUUUAUGAACAGCUCUGGAUUGUUUGCCCGCGGGGACUUGAAGAGCAGCAGCAGCCCUGUCUCGGAUCCUUCCUAUGUUACUAAUUUCUCCAAACCUUUUGGUGUUUCGACACGAAGAGGUUAAAUUGAGGGCAAUUGUUUGAGGGAAAGUUUCAACAGCUUGUUGUUGUCUUUAUGUUGUGAGAUAGUGUGUGUGUAUCAGUGUAUGUUAAUUCCUUCCUUCUUUCUUUCUCUUACAACUACAUUGGAGUUUUUGAUUAGCAUGAAUUUUAAAUAUAAAAUUGCUGUUU
Messenger RNA from Raphanus sativus (radish), 1524 nucleotides. Its product is annotated as protein IQ-DOMAIN 6. The transcript is spliced from 4 exons. The coding region runs from base 171 to 1358 and encodes 395 amino acids. Gene Ontology annotation, molecular function: protein binding. Lineage: Eukaryota; Viridiplantae; Streptophyta; Magnoliopsida; Brassicales; Brassicaceae. The record is from RefSeq and is a predicted model, not a curated record.